Molecule: messenger RNA, 1290 nt
Organism: Cucurbita pepo subsp. pepo (vegetable marrow)
Lineage: Eukaryota; Viridiplantae; Streptophyta; Magnoliopsida; Cucurbitales; Cucurbitaceae
Product: LIM domain-containing protein PLIM2b
Source: RefSeq, a predicted model, not a curated record
AGCAAUCUUUCCUCUCUCCAUUUUUCUCUGAAAAAGCUGGAGUUCCUUUGAAUUGGUCGACCGAUUCGUCCUUUUCCCUCGAAUUCAGCCCAUUAUGUCCAAAAUUGGAGCGGAUGGCAGUUGUGAUUCAGAGUUUCUGACAGAUUUGGAUUCAGAUUUCUGAUGUAUAAAUUUGGUUUUGUAGUUAAUCACUGGAAGCCUUUCAUCUUGUCCCGUCGCAUUCGAAUUAAUCUGGCAGACAAGGCUUCGGACGGCUUGGGGUUCUAAUCGCCCUUGUUUUUUUCUUGGUUUCUGGGGGUGAAUUCUUUCUUUUUUUUCCUUCUCCCGAAGUUCUUGGAUCUCGGAUCGAGUCCAUCUUGUAAAAGAGUAAUUUGCUUCGUAAUGGCUUUCACAGGAACGUUGGAUAAAUGCAAGGCUUGUGAUAAGACUGUUUAUGUCGUUGAUUUAUUGUCUCUUGAAGGAAUUCCUUACCACAAGCAUUGCUUCAAAUGCAGCCACUGCAAAGGCACUCUUUCGAUGAGCAGCUACUCAUGGAUGGAUGGUGUCCUGUAUUGCAAGACUCAUUUCGAGCAACUCUUUAAAGAAUCUGGAAAUUUCAGCAAGAACUUUCAAACCAAGCCUUCUGAGAAGCAAAGUGAACUGACAAGGACCCCCAGCAAACUCUCCUCCAUGUUCUCUGGAACUCAAGAUAAAUGUUCUGUUUGCACCAAAACAGUUUAUCCAUUAGAGAAGGUGACUCUGGAGGGGGAAUGCUACCACAAGAAUUGCUUUAGAUGUGCUCAUGGUGGAUGCCAUUUGACACACGGUUCAUAUGCUGCUCUUGAUGGAGUAUUGUACUGCAAGCACCAUUUUUCUCAGCUGUUCAUGGUCAAAGGCAACUACAACCAUGUCCUUGAAGCUGCUGCAAACAAGAAAAACGCCACACCCCCGGCCGAUCGCGCCGAAGAAGAUGCCGAGUCUCAGCCUCAAUCCGAGGAUCAUGCAGUAGAGCAAUCUUGAAAUGCCUUUUCUGCUCUACCAGCAUUUGAGAAUUCUCUUCUUCUUCUUCUUCGCUUCAUUCUUCUUAUGAAACUACCAAAUUUAUUUUCUACUGGGAAAGAGAAACCAAAACCUUCACCAUUUGUUUUUGUUCACAUUCACAUUGACUUCCUAUUUAUAAUGUUGUAAUUCAAGGCCCUAUUUGUCAGCCUUGUACACACAGCUUUCAAAGAAUUGCACCAUAGUUUCUGUGUGAAUGAGAUUCUGGAAUAAAAUGCAGAUCUUACCUGCAAUUUCAAAUAUCACCAAAUA